UACAGAUACACAAAGACAAGAGAAGAUUAGAGAGGAUUUGUUAAAAAAAAAAAUGGAGUCUGCGUUGGCUAUCUCGGCGACGACAGUGCCUCUCUUCAUUCUAUCUAAAGCCCUUAACCGUCAUUUCACCACCAACACCACCCGUUCCUUACUCCGCAUCUCCUCGACUCAACUCGUCACUCGCCGACUCAGCUCCAUCUACUCCCGCAACAACGACUUACUUCCUUCUUCUCCUUCUUUGAAAGGCUUGAGGGCGGGUGUGCCACUGGUACGCCUCCGUUUGGAGUGCGUUUCCAGCUCUGCGGCGUCUUUCGGUACCACGUCCGGCGGCGGAGGUGGCGGCGGCGAGUUUGGCGGCGGUGGCGGAGGUGGUGGAUCGAAUGGCGGAGAUGCGGAAUCGAAUUCGGUUGCGGAAGCGGUCGGCGCGGAGGAGGCUCCGGUGCUGGCGCAGGAUGUUAUAGUACUCGAUGUUGGGGGAAUGACAUGCGGGGGAUGUGCAGCUAGUGUGAAGAGAAUUCUUGAAAGCCAAUCACAAGUAUUUUCUGCUAGUGUCAAUCUUGCUACGGAGACUGCAAUAGUGCGGCCAGUAUCUGAAGCAAAAGUUGUGCCCAACUGGCAGAAACAACUGGGUGAGGCACUUGCAAAGCAUCUGACCAGUUGUGGUUUCAUAUCGAACCUCCGAGAUGAAGGAAGGGAUAAUGUCUUCAAAGUUUUUGAAAAGAAAAUGGAUGAAAAGCGUGAUCGCCUAAAAGAAAGUGGUCAUCAGCUUGCUGUCUCUUGGGCUCUCUGUGCUGUAUGCCUCCUUGGCCAUGUUUCUCAUAUUUUUGCCACUAAGGCUUCAUGGAUCCAUGUAUUUCAUUCUGUAGGAUUCCAUCUAUCUCUGUCUUUGUUUACAUUGCUUGGUCCUGGACGGCAACUUAUUCAAGAUGGUGUCAAAAGCCUUUUUAAGGGGGCUCCAAAUAUGAACACUUUAGUAGGUCUUGGGGCAUUAUCGUCAUUUGCUGUUAGCUCGUUUGCUGCAUUAGUACCAAAGCUGGGUUGGAAGGCAUUCUUUGAGGAACCAAUUAUGUUAAUAGCAUUUGUCUUGCUAGGAAGGAAUCUUGAAGAGAGAGCUAAAAUUAAAGCAGCCAGUGAUAUGACUGGACUUCUAAGUGUUUUACCUACAAAAGCUCGUCUUGUGGUCAAUGGUGAUGCAACAGAUCUGGGCUCAAUUGUUGAAGUUCCUUGCAGCAGCCUUUCUGUUGGAGACCAAAUUGUUGUCCUACCUGGUGAUCGUGUUCCAGCAGAUGGAACAGUCAGAGCUGGCAGAAGCACCAUUGAUGAGUCAAGUUUCACAGGGGAGCCAUUGCCAGUUACCAAACUACCUGGGAAUCACGUAUCAGCUGGAAGUAUAAAUCUCAAUGGAACUCUUACAAUUGAAGUGAAAAGACCAGGGGGUGAGACUGCCAUGGGAGACAUUGUCCGUUUAGUAGAAGAAGCACAGAGCAGGGAAGCUCCAGUACAACGGUUGGCUGACAAGGUGUCUGGCCACUUUACUUAUGGAGUAAUGGCAAUUUCAGCAGCUACAUUUAUGUUCUGGAGCAUGUUUGGGACACAUAUUCUACCUGCAGCUUUGAACCAAGGAAAUCCAGUUUCUCUAGCUCUACAGCUGUCUUGCAGUGUUUUGGUUGUUGCUUGUCCAUGUGCACUUGGCUUGGCCACACCCACUGCUGUACUGGUUGGAACUUCAUUGGGAGCAACAAGAGGACUGCUUUUACGUGGAGGAAAUGUUCUGGAGAAGUUCUCAAUGGUGAAUUCUGUUGUGUUUGACAAAACAGGGACCUUAACAAUUGGCAGACCUGUUGUAACGAAGGUUGUUUCUCUUGGAGGCAUGGAAAUUACAGAUUCACAACUAAAGCCAAAUGCUACGUGGUCUGAAGUUGAAGUUUUGAAGUUAGCUGCAGGUGUGGAAUCAAAUACCAUUCAUCCAGUUGGAAAAGCUAUAGUAGAAGCUGCACAGGCUGCUAGCUGUACGAGUGUGAAGCAGGUGACUGAUGGAACAUUCAUGGAGGAACCUGGGUCUGGUGCUGUAGCGACCAUUGAGAAUAAGGUGGUUUCUGUUGGAACACUGGAUUGGAUUCAAAGGCAUGGUGUUUGUGAGAAUCCAUUUCAAGAAGCGGAGGAUAUUAAGAAUCAGUCUGUUGUCUAUGUUGGAGUAGAUAAUACACUUGCUGGACUUAUAUACUUCGAAGAUCAGAUUAGAGAAGAUGCUCGCCAUGUUGUUGAGUCUUUGUCCUGUCAGGGAAUAAAUGUGUACAUGUUGUCUGGUGACAGAAAGAAAAAUGCUGAGUAUGUUGCUUCACUUGUUGGCAUUCCAAAAGAGAAGGUGCUUUCUGGAGUUAAGCCAGAUGAAAAGAAGAAGUUCAUCAGUGAACUUCAGAAGGAUCAGAAUAUAGUAGCCAUGGUUGGUGAUGGAAUAAAUGAUGCAGCUGCCUUGGCUGAGUCACAUGUUGGAGUAGCCAUGGGAGAAGGUGUUGGAGCUGCCAGUGAGGUAUCCUCCAUUGUGCUGAUGGGCAACAGGUUAUCACAGGUGCUUGAUGCACUGGAGCUGAGCAGGCUAACAAUGAAAACUGUGAAGCAAAAUCUUUGGUGGGCUUUUGCAUAUAACAUCGUAGGAAUUCCGAUUGCAGCUGGAGUGUUACUGCCAAUAACCGGGACCAUUCUGACACCGUCAAUUGCUGGAGCCCUCAUGGGUUUCAGUUCUAUUGGAGUGAUGAUGAAUUCAUUGCUUCUGAGAUUGAAAUUCUCCUCCAAACAGAAAAAGGUCCACGGAGCAUUUCCAGACCCCAAGAUUUAUUUGGAUUCUGUUCUCUUGGACCAGAAGGAGAAAAUUAAACCACCUUGGUCAGAUUCUCGAUGGAGGUAGGCAUGAUAGAAGUGCAGAGACUCAAACCAUGGUAAUUCUUCAUACUCUACACGAGCAUUGGCAUUUUGAGUUGGUAGAUUGCAAUACUAGAAGAAAAAAGGAAUUGGGAGAGAUUAAGACAUUUUUUUGGUGACCAAAUGAUGAAAAGAUGUGAGAAAAGCAACUAGAAAAUGUCCAUUAAUGUGAAACUUGAAAGAUGAAGUUGAGCUGAAUAGAAGCACUUUCGGUGACAUUGAAAUGUUGCAGUGACAACGAUACUUCUCCUGGGUUUAAAAGCUGCAUCCUUCGAUUUCCAGUAAUGGCUCUUGGUCCAAACCGUCUGCAGUUACUUCCAACAGCUAUGGAAAUUGAAAACAUUAUAUUUAAAACAUAUUUAAACAGCCAAAUCAUUCUUUCCCUUUUUUUUUUUUAA
Messenger RNA from Populus nigra (black poplar), 3317 nucleotides. RefSeq names its product copper-transporting ATPase PAA1, chloroplastic-like. Gene Ontology annotation, cellular component: membrane. Gene Ontology annotation, biological process: copper ion homeostasis; monoatomic cation transport. Lineage: Eukaryota; Viridiplantae; Streptophyta; Magnoliopsida; Malpighiales; Salicaceae. The coding region runs from base 53 to 2905 and encodes 950 amino acids. The transcript has 17 exons. Gene Ontology annotation, molecular function: copper ion binding; P-type divalent copper transporter activity; ATP hydrolysis activity. The record is from RefSeq and is a predicted model, not a curated record.